AUGUGCGAUCCAAGCUACGCGUCGAAAAAAGGAUCGAAAGAAAUUGACGGGGAUCAGGACUCUGUCGCAACGCCAACUACGUCCGUUAGCCUACAUUCAGCUGCUGACAAUUCAAGGAGGGCUACAGUUCUCCUUCAGACUGCGACGGCUAUGCUGUCAGGAGAAAUCUCUACGAUACUUGCCAGAAUCAUGUUUGAUGGCGGGAGCCAGCGGUCCUUCAUAUCAAGGAGGAUGGCGAAGAAACUGGGGUGCAAGUAUUUGGAGACCGAGGAGCUUACGGUUGAAGUGUUUGGAGGCCACCUCACAGAACGGAGCUUCAGGAGAGUACGAUUGUCAAUGAGCAGUCGUAAUGGAGAAAAGAGCUUCGAGAUUGAAGCAUUGGAAACCGACAGCAUUUGCGAGCAGAUUCUUCCGAUGAUUGACAAAGAUAUACAAGGCAACCUGAACGACAAGAAUCUGGAGCCAGCUGAUGUUAUUCAGACCGAUUCCAAAGAGAUCGCAGUGCUCAUAGGAUCCGACUAUUAUUGGGAAGUCGUCAGCGGGAAGGUGGAAGACCUCGGCAAGGCACUGAGGGCCAUCGAAACGUCCUUCGGUUGGUGUGUUCAGGGUCCCAUCCCGACAGGCGGAAAUGUUGUACACUGUAACAAGACGGUAGUGCUGCGGACGGUGACGCAAGAGCGGCCACUGGAAGAGCUCGUGACAAAGUUGUGGGAUUUGGACAGCCUGGGAAUACGUGAGACAGAAAACGAUGAUACGAGGGAUAACGACGUUGUAACGUCGUUCAUGGAGACUGUGGUGAAGGUCGAAGAUGGCUAUCAAGUAUGCCUACCGUGGAAAACGGAAGUGGAUCUGGAGAGCAACGAGGCCGUCGCCCGAAAGCGACUUCAUCAACUCCUGAGGAAGCUUACACGUGACUCACAGCUCAUGAGCGAGUAUGACAACGUCAUACGGCAGCAGCUACGCAGCGGUAUUGCGGAGGUGGCAAGCCCAUAUCAAUCAUCGCAGGGCAGGACGUACUACAUGCCCCAUCAGGCGGUAGUCAGAGAAGGCGCCAGCACGACAAAGCUGCGGGUCGUAUUUGAUGCCUCGUCACACGAUGCCAAGGCGAAGUCACUGAACGACAAUUUGGAAAGUGGCCCCAACUUGAACUGUGACCUAGUGGCAUUACUGCUGAACUUCAGGAAAUAUCGGGUGGCUAUGGUCGCUGACAUCGAGAAGGCCUUCUUACAGAUUGGCAUCACCGACGCUGACAGAGAUGCACUAAGUUUUCUGUGGCUGAAGGAAGCUCCGACACACGAUCAACCUUUGCCAGACAUCGAAACGUACAGAAUGACCAGGGUCCCUUUUGGAACCACGUCGAGCCCCUUUCUACUGGCAGCUACAUUACAACACCACCUGCGGAGCCUGGAAGACGAAUACCCCGUCACGUGUACGUUGCUCAGCGAGUCACUGUACGCUGACGACCUUCUGGUUGGAGCAGCAGAUGAAGGAAGUGCCGAGAAACUUUACCGUGAGGCGAAGAGCAUAUUCCAAACUGCUUCUAUGAAGUUGCACAAAUGGGAGUCCAAUAGUCCGACCAUGAGGAACUUGUUUGAGGAGGAAGCAACAGCAGCGAUGCCACAGGGUCAAGUGGCGGGUGUACUGAAAGUUCUUGGAUUAUCUUGGAAUCCCGCGACGGACAACCUGACAUUCGCAGUGGACAGUGUCAGGCAGAUCUCCGAGCAACGUAAAGAUACGAAACGUUUCGUACUACAGACAGCAGCAAGGCUGUAUGAUCCAAUGGGAUUGAUUUCGCCAUUUCUCGUAACCGCUAAACUCUGUUUUCAACGCACUUGGCGACUUAAACUUGGAUGGGAUGAAAUUCUACCAGAUGACAUCAGACACCAAUGGGCUGACUGGUGCGACGACCUAAGACAUUUAUCGCGGAUACAAGUACCGCGAUUUUACGAGUAUGGCUCAAGUGACGUCGCCGACAGCAGAGUGCUGCACGUCUUUGCGGAUGCAAGCACCGCAGCCUACGGCGCGGUAGUGUACCUGUGCGUAAGGGACUUAACAGGAAGGACGACGACGACACUGGUUCUGGCGAAGUCAAGAAUCGCUCCACUAAAACAACUGACGCUGCCCCGUCUAGAGCUGAUGGCGAGCCUCGUGGCAUCACGCCUAUUUCAGUACAUCGGCGGAAACCUCAAGCUUGACGUUAGCGGCGUGCAUUUCUGGACCGACAGUAUGAUCACACUCCAUUGGAUCCAGGGCGAUGCAGCAAGAUGGAAACCAUUCGUAAGGAACCGAGUGACCGAAAUUCAAAAGAACAGCGAUUCGCAUCCUUGGCACUACUGUCCGAGCAAAGAGAAUCCCGCUGACUUAAUGACCAGAGGAAUAUCAGCUCAACGACUGAUCGAGAGUCAGUUGUGGUGGAAGGGACCACCGUGGAUCGUCAGCGACGAGAGCUCAUGGCCAGGAAGGCCCCCAACGACACGGUUUGCGUCCGAAGAACUUGAAGAAAUGACAUCAAUCCCAGGUGUUAACCACAGCUACUUCAACAUCCACAGUACCGGUUUUACUUGA
This is a messenger RNA of Ornithodoros turicata, 2565 nucleotides long. RefSeq lists its product as uncharacterized. The transcript has a single exon. The coding region runs from base 1 to 2565 and encodes 854 amino acids. The record is from RefSeq and is a predicted model, not a curated record. Lineage: Eukaryota; Metazoa; Arthropoda; Arachnida; Ixodida; Argasidae.